This is a messenger RNA of Molossus molossus (Pallas's mastiff bat), 2456 nucleotides long. It is a transcript of the gene KLHL1, whose product is annotated as kelch like family member 1. Lineage: Eukaryota; Metazoa; Chordata; Mammalia; Chiroptera; Molossidae. The record is from RefSeq and is a predicted model, not a curated record. Gene Ontology annotation, molecular function: protein binding. The transcript is spliced from 11 exons. Bases 1 to 2247 code for a protein of 748 amino acids.
AUGUCGGGCUCUGGACGAAAAGACUUCGAUGUGAAACACAUUCUACGACUCCGCUGGAAACUCUUCAGUCACCCGUCGCCGGCCCCCGGCGGCCCAGCAGGGGGUGGCUGCUUGCAACAGGACAGCAGCGGCAGUUUCGAGCACUGGGGACCCAGCCAGAGCCGCUUGCUCAAAAGCCAAGAGAAGGGCAGCCUGAGCACAUUCUGGAAGAAGCCUUCCUCUUCCUCCUCCUCGUCUUCCUCCCCAUCCUCUUCCUCCUCUUCCUUCAACCCACUGAAUGGUACCCUGCUGCCAGUGGCCACGCGGCUGCAGCAAGGGGUGCCCGGGCAGGGUACCCAACCGCCUGCCAGGACUCUGUUCUACGUUGAGUCCCUGGAGGAGGAGGAAGUGCCUGGCAUGGACUUUCCUAGACCACACGAAAAAGGGCUGGUCCUGCAGGAGCUCAAAGUGGAGCCGGCCAACACGAGCCAGGCAACAGGUGAAGGAUGUGGACACAGACUGUCAGCAACUAGCCAUUCACUGACGCCUCCAAGUGAUCUGGACUCCAGCAGUUCUGAAGAAUUCUAUCAGGCUGUUCACCAUGCUGAGCAAACCUUCAGAAAAAUGGAAAGUUACUUGAAACAACAGCAACUCUGUGACGUUAUCCUGAUUGUUGGGAACCGAAAGAUACCUGCACAUAGGCUUGUUCUGAGCUCAGUCUCAGACUAUUUUGCUGCCAUGUUUACAAGUGAUGUUUGUGAGGCCAAGCAAGAGGAAAUCAAGAUGGAAGGCAUAGAUCCCAAUGCCCUCUGGGAUCUUGUCCAAUUUGCAUAUACAGGUUGUUUGGAAUUAAAAGAAGACACCAUCGAAAACCUCCUGGCUGCAGCGUGCCUCCUUCAGCUUCCCCAAGUGGUAGAAGUGUGCUGCCAUUUCCUCAUGAAGCUUCUGCAUCCAUCCAACUGUCUAGGAAUCCGAGCGUUUGCAGAUGCUCAAGGGUGCAUUGAAUUAAUGAAGGUGGCUCACAGCUACACGAUGGAACACAUAAUGGAAGUGAUGAGAAACCAGGAGUUUUUACUGCUUCCAGCUGAGGAGCUCCAUAAACUCCUGGCCAGUGAUGAUGUAAAUGUUCCUGAUGAAGAAACCAUCUUCCAUGCGUUGAUGAUGUGGGUCAAAUAUGACAUGCAGCGGAGAUGCAGUGACUUGAGCAUGCUUCUUGCCUUUAUAAGACUGCCACUGCUUCCGCCACAGAUAUUGGCUGACCUAGAAAAUCAUGCAUUAUUUAAGAAUGAUCUGGAAUGUCAAAAGUUGAUUCUGGAAGCGAUGAAAUAUCAUCUGUUGCCAGAAAGAAGAACUUUAAUGCAAAGUCCAAGAACUAAACCUAGAAAAUCUACAGUUGGAACUCUGUAUGCUGUAGGAGGAAUGGAUAACAACAAAGGAGCUACAACCAUAGAGAAAUAUAACCUCAGAACAAAUUUGUGGAUCCAGGCUGGGAUGAUGAAUGGCCGGAGAUUGCAGUUUGGUGUGGCUGUUAUAGAUGACAAGCUGUUUGUAAUUGGAGGUCGAGAUGGCUUAAAGACACUGAACACUGUUGAGUGUUACAAUCCCAAAACUAAGACUUGGACUGUUUUACCACCGAUGUCAACACAUAGACAUGGUCUAGGUGUGACAGUACUUGAAGGCCCCAUUUAUGCCGUGGGAGGCCAUGAUGGCUGGAGCUACCUGAACACAGUGGAGAGGUGGGAUCCCCAGAGUCAGCAGUGGACUUUUGUAGCCAGCAUGUCCAUUGCCCGAAGCACAGUUGGUGUAGCAGCACUGAAUGGCAAGUUGUAUUCAGUGGGAGGUCGUGAUGGAAGUUCGUGUUUGAGUUCCAUGGAGUAUUAUGAUCCUCAUACAAAUAAGUGGAACAUGUGUGCUCCGAUGUGCAAGAGAAGAGGGGGUGUUGGAGUGGCCACGUGUGAUGGCUUUCUGUAUGCCGUAGGGGGUCACGAUGCUCCUGCUUCAAAUCACUGUUCCCGGCUACUAGAUUAUGUAGAAAGAUAUGAUCCCAAAACAGACACAUGGACCAUGGUGGCUCCUUUGAGUAUGCCCAGAGAUGCUGUUGGAGUUUGUCUUCUUGGUGACAGAUUAUAUGCUGUUGGUGGCUAUGAUGGGCAGACAUACCUCAACACCAUGGAAUCCUAUGAUCCACAAACUAAUGAAUGGACACAGAUGGCUUCCUUGAAUAUUGGGAGAGCUGGUGCCUGUGUAGUAGUCAUCAAGCAGCCUUGACUCAUUUUUAUUUUGAGAGAUUUAACUUGCUGGAGUGAUUAUUUUUAUAUCAGAGGGCAAGAAUAAGAACUUCCUGAGACGCAAACUCUUCAAGAACAAGGAUUUCUACAGAUUCACCUACUGAUGUCAAAAAAUGGUAGAAGAUCAAACAGAAUUAUAGAAAACAAGACAACAUCAAACUGCUAUGGGAACAAUAUCUGGCCAUGUAU